Molecule: messenger RNA, 1215 nt
Organism: Rodentolepis nana
Lineage: Eukaryota; Metazoa; Platyhelminthes; Cestoda; Cyclophyllidea; Hymenolepididae
Source: the annotation of a GenBank genome assembly
AUGGUUUCAGUCUACCAAACUCAUGAUGCUCAAAUGAACUAUCAUGGAACAAUUCUUGCAACUUGCUCAUCAGAUGAAGUUAUUAAACUCUUUGAUGUAAAAGACAAAAAGCAAAAAUUAUCAGCUGAGCUCAAGGGCCACCAGGGACCAGUAUGGGGACUUAGCUGGGCUCACCCCAUUCAUGGCAACCUUCUGGCCUCUUGUAGUUACGACCGCAGUGUAAUUGUAUGGGCAGAACACGAUGGGAAAUGGGAUAAAUUUUACCAAUAUACGGGUCAUGGCAGCUCCGUUAACGCUGUUGCGUGGGCUCCUCAUGAAUAUGGUCUAGUUCUGGCUUGCGGUAGCUCAGAUGGAUCUAUUUCAAUCCUCACUUACACAAAUGCUGGUAACUGGAAUGCUGUGAAGAUUCCUGACGCUCACACUUCUGGCGUGAAUGCAGUCUCCUGGGCACCUGCUAUCAACGCGGAUUUUAUCUUGAAUCCCUCACUUAGUGAAACAGCCUCCGGUCUCGUAAAGCGUCUUGUUUCCGGUGGAUGUGAUUCCCUUAUCAAAAUUUGGCGGGAGGAUGCACACAGUGGGAAUUGGGUUAAGGAAUGCCAACCUGAAGGAGGCCAUACAGAUUGGAUUCGCGAUGUUGCCUGGUGUCCGUCUUUAUCCCUAGCACGUCAGCAAAUCGCCUCCUGUGGUCAAGAUGGUCGUGUCAUCGUUUGGCAGAUUCUGCGACAGCCUCCGCAUCCAUAUCAACAGGCUGUUGAGGGAGGAAUUCCUGCAACUGGCCUCCUCAUGGAUGGUUCCGGCGCUUCAAGCGAAAUCUGGAAACCUGUUGUCCUUGCAGCGUACCCAGAUGUCGUGUGGCAUGUCUCCUGGUCUCUUACUGGCAACAUCCUGGCUGUGUCUGGAGGUGAUAACAAGGUUACGCUCUGGAAGGAAAAUCUCGAGGGCGUCUGGGUGACCUUGAGUGAGAUUGCGCGUGGUCGUCAAAACACAACCGCCACAGCCGACUCUUCCGUUUCGCUGGGUGGAGGUGUAGGUAGCUAUGGAGUACCACUAACAGCCCCCACUUCCGCGACAACUACACCUGCGACUAUGGAACAUUCUCAACCCCCAGUGACUUCAACUCGAGAUUCGAUGUUCAAUCGGGCUUCCAUGCAGCAAUCGAAUCCCGUCUAUGACCAUUCCGCUAUGAACUCUAAUGUCGUCUCCUUGGCCCCUUGA